Molecule: messenger RNA, 2367 nt
Organism: Tetrapisispora phaffii CBS 4417
Lineage: Eukaryota; Fungi; Ascomycota; Saccharomycetes; Saccharomycetales; Saccharomycetaceae
Gene: AKL1
Product: serine/threonine protein kinase AKL1
Exons: 1
Coding region: 1-2367 (788 amino acids)
Biological process (GO): actin filament organization; peptidyl-threonine phosphorylation; actin cortical patch assembly
Cellular component (GO): cytoplasm
Molecular function (GO): ATP binding; protein serine/threonine kinase activity
Source: RefSeq, a predicted model, not a curated record
AUGGAUUCAAAAAAUGAAACUGUACUGCCGCAAGCUGUAGUUUCUUCAUCUACAGAAGAAGGUUCCAAUUAUUUAAACGUGAAGAAAGAAGGUGAUGAUUCGAAUCAAAAUUUGUUAAUUACGAAUACAAAUCAAUCUGUUAUAGAUAAGAAUGCAUAUAAACAAUAUGAGAGUGUUACAAUAGAAGAAACUCAACAAGUUCAACAGCAGCUAGAGCAACGAGUCCCACAACAGCAGCAGGUCCCACAACAACAGCAGGUCCCACAACAACAGCCUAUUUUCCCAAUAGAUACAUACGUCCCAGGACAUAUUGUUGAGGUCGGUAUUCAUAAAGUGGAAAUUAUCAAAUAUUUAGCUGAAGGUGGUUUUGCAAAGAUAUAUGUCGCAAAAUUUCUCCAAUACAUUAAGCAAAUAGAUAUCAAUAAAAUUCAAGUUCUACAACCAGGGGACUUGAUUUGUUUGAAGAGAGUGCUAGUAACAGAUGAUAAUGGUCUGAAUGAAAUGAGAAAUGAGGUAAGCGUUAUGAAAAAAUUGAUUGGGGCUCCAAAUAUUGUUCAAUUGUAUGACUCCAAUGCAUCAAGAAGAACAGAUGGGAUUGCUGGUUACGAAGUGUUGUUGUUAAUGGAAUUAUGUUCUAAUAAAUCGUUAUUAGACUAUAUGAACCAAAGAUUAGCUGUAAAAUUAACUGAACCUGAAAUUUUAAAAAUUAUGUUUGACGUUACAUUAGCUGUUGCUCAAAUGCAUUAUUUACCAAUUCCAUUAAUUCAUAGAGAUAUCAAAAUUGAAAAUGUGUUGGUUGAUUCCCAAAAUAACUUUAAACUGUGUGAUUUUGGGUCUACGUCGACUUGUAUGCCAAUUGCAACAACUCAUCGUGAUAUGGCAGCUCUUACACAGAACUUGUACGUACAUACCACCCCACAAUAUAGAUCUCCUGAGAUGAUAGAUGUCUACAGAUGCAUUCAUAUAAAUGAAAAAUCAGAUAUUUGGGCAUUGGGUAUUUUUCUCUACAAAUUGUUGUUUUACAUAACUCCGUUUGAAAGAACAGGCCAAUUCGCUAUUUUGCAUUCCAAAUAUGAAUUUCCACAACAUAGUUAUUCAAUGAAAUUAAUUAAUUUAAUAAUUAUUAUGUUGGCAGAAAACCCAAAUUUAAGACCUAAUAUAUAUCAAGUACUGGCAUACAUUUGCAAGAUAAUAAAUAUCAAGACUCCCAUUGACGAUAUCUACGGACUAGGCCCUUAUGACUUCCAAAAGUAUACUAACUAUCAGACUGCCCUACAAAAUUCCCAGAAUCAAAUGUAUCAGGUACAAAUAAGAAGUAUGCAAAACAGAGGUAUAUUAACUCUUAAAGAUGAAGCUUUGAUGAACUCAUUGUUUAUACAAAGUUUUGAGGUUGGACCAAAAAUUCCAACGAAUGUAGGAGCUUAUGGAUAUAACGAGAAUCCUUCGAUGAUUUCCAAUCAAACUAAUGGAAUCAGUAAUAGCGCGAACAUGUCACUGACUGAAAAAUUCAUUCAUGAAUUUCCAGAAGUUCCAGGCAUUGAUUCGCUUAACGGUAAUAUUGUAAAUAACGGUGUUGGUUCACAAAUUUCAACUACGGUUGAUUCAAACUCAAUCCCAGGUUUAAAUAAUUCUACUGGAGUGAAUCAUAAUAUUUCUAUUGCGAAUAUGAAUGAAAAUGGGAAGUCACCUAGCAUGGAUGAUGCAUCUGCUUUCUUCGAAGCUGUAAAUGGUAAUAAUUCCACAACAGUUCCAGAUCCUAAAGAUAUGAAUAUAAUUGAUUCGGUUGUUGAUCUAAGCCACAAACAACAUCUUUCUAGUAACCCAUUCCCUGCACUAUCUUCAUCCCCAACAUUGAAGACAAAUCCUAUUGAUUCAUUAUCCCAAGAGAAGUUCCGUCAACAACAGCAAUUCCAUCUCCACUCGCAGAAGCAUAUAUUAUCUGGUGGUAGCAAUAUCUCAUUCACCAGUUUUAACAGUACAUCUGUUCAAUACGGUGCCGACAAUAGAAACAGCACGGUUAUAUCAAUACCAUCUACAACUGUCAAUAAUGCGAAUCUAUCUGAAGUGAUUGAACCUGAGGUAAAUUUUGUUUCAUCACCUACGGACUCAUUAAGUAUGGGGAAUACAAUUUAUUAUUCUAACCCCUCGACUAAAUCUAGUAUAGCCAUUGGACAAGCAAUUAAAGAUGAGUUAAAAAACACAAAUGAAGUCGAGACACCAAUUGAUGAAGUAGCUGAACAAAAUACUAUAGAAGACAAUGAACCACAACCAUUGAAAAAAGACUUCUCAAAAUUGAUCUUAACCGAUGAGAUUGAAUUCGGCAAUGAUCAAAGUGAAUCAAAAGCCAAUACAGAGGCACCACAAUAA